CUGCAAAAUCUUUUACGAAACAGAGCAAAGGGUUUUGGAAGCUGUUGAAAGCAGAGGGGGCAACCAGACAUCAUGAAAGAAGGACAAGGCAGAAAGAGGAAACGGGCAAGACACAAUAAACCUCAGAAACCCCAAGAAUCUUUGCAACCAAAACACUCAAUAAAGCAUAAGAAAGAAACCCAUCAACAGAAAAGCCAUGCCCAUCGGUCUUCUGCUUCUUCAAAGCCGCCCAAGUCGUCUUCUUCUAAUUCCUCCAGUUUUCUUGACAAGAUGAGAGCAAGGUUGGCUGGAGGGCAUUUUAGGAUGAUCAAUGAAAAGCUCUACACUUGCACAGGUAAAGAAGCACUGGACUAUUUCCAAGAAGACCCAGAAUUGUUUGAUAUGUACCAUACAGGAUAUCAGGAGCAAAUGUCGCAUUGGCCUGAGCUGCCGGUCAAUGUAAUCAUAAAAUGGUUGAAGGAUCAUAGUUCUUCUUUAAUUGUUGCUGAUUUUGGCUGUGGUGAUGCACGCCUUGCAAAAAAUGUGAAGAAUAAAGUUUUCUCUUUUGAUCUUGUGUCAAACGAUCCUUCAGUAAUUGUUUGUGAUAUGUCAAAUAUACCACUUGAUCCAUCCUCCGUAGAUGUUGCUGUCUUUUGCCUUUCAUUGAUGGGGACUAACUAUGCUAGUUACCUUCAGGAAGCAUAUAGAGUUCUUAAGCCAAGUGGUUGGCUUUUAAUAGCAGAGGUAAAGAGCAGAUUUGAUCCAAAUAAUGGAGGAGCGGACCCAAAUAAGUUUUCAAAAGCUGUUUGUGAGAUGGGAUUUACAUCAGCAUUGAAGGACUUCUCAAAUAAGAUGUUUGUUUUAUUAUACUUCAAGAAAAAGGAAAAGCAAAGCUCAAAAGGGAAGGAAAUUGAAUGGCCAGAGCUGAAGCCUUGUAUAUACAAGCGUCGUUGAGAGUUCCAUGCUCUUCUGUUCCUGAGCUUUGUAAGGGGAGAUGGGCACAAUUGAAAAUAUAGCAAAUGGAAACCAAUCAGGCUUUGAGUGUGAUACAAAUCACUGUAAAAGAAGAAGACAAACCCUGAAAAUAAUGAUGAAAGUUUAAAGUAUUCCUUGCCUUUAUCAUUUUCAUACCACUUUGGAUAGAAGGCACAUAUGGCUACCUCAAGUUGGCUCAACUAUGGCCAAAUUCCCUUUGGUUAUCGACGACAUAGCCUUGCAAGUCAGAUUAGCCUGAAAAGAAUGAUGGAACAAUGGCAAAGUAUCUGGAUACUAAAGCAGAAAAAACCAUGUGAAUCAAUGAAAUACUGAAAUCCAUUUGCUUCAAAGGCAGUUUUUUUUCGGCUGUGUCGAGGCCUCAAAGCGAGCCAUGUGAAUCUUACAUCGAAGAAAUUAUAUGCUUUCAAUUAAUAGAGCUAUAAAUCUCAUAUGACAGUGAGAUUGGACAUUUAAGAGUUUAUAUCAUCUUCAACCUAGAAGAAGAUGCUUUUGGUGAAACAAAACUAUGAGGUUGGUAGGUCAAAAUGCAUAAUACUUC
Molecule: messenger RNA, 1513 nt
Organism: Theobroma umbraticum
Lineage: Eukaryota; Viridiplantae; Streptophyta; Magnoliopsida; Malvales; Malvaceae
Product: S-adenosyl-L-methionine-dependent methyltransferases superfamily protein
Cellular component (GO): nucleolus
Molecular function (GO): methyltransferase activity
Source: RefSeq, a predicted model, not a curated record